Verruconis gallopava is the source of this 463-nucleotide messenger RNA. RefSeq lists its product as uncharacterized. Lineage: Eukaryota; Fungi; Ascomycota; Dothideomycetes; Venturiales; Sympoventuriaceae. The record is from RefSeq and is a predicted model, not a curated record. The annotation marks the transcript as partial. The transcript has 3 exons.
CCUGACAGUCAUUCCUAUGUAUUCUGCUACCCUUGCCUCCGUGCCGUCGUCGAUGGCUACGCUCACAACCAUAGGGAAGCAACAGCUGACGAUGAAUACGAUUAUGGGGGACUCAAUUGCAGGGGAGGUGGUACUGGGUAUCGCGAACAAUGUGAUUUUUGCUGGGUGGAUAACAACCUUGGAAGAGAUCCUGCUCAGUGUAUUGAGCCAGUCGAAGGAACUAAGUACUGGUGCAUUUGCCGUGCGAUGACUUACUGCCUUUCCAUCCUUGAAACAUAUUGUGAUGGCGAACUGGCGUUUGAUGGCGAUGAGGACGAAGAAGCGCUUGCUCAGCGAGCUUAUGACAAGAUUGUCGAAUGGAAACACCUCCUGAUUGACUACAUAGUGGCACACGGAGAAGAGUUGGACUCGAUUGAGCUUGACUAGUCAACCAGGUAGAAACAAUCAAACAUAUUGGACGAGU